This is a messenger RNA of Suillus paluster, 1221 nucleotides long. RefSeq lists its product as uncharacterized. Gene Ontology annotation, cellular component: tRNA-intron endonuclease complex. NCBI's taxonomy places the organism in Eukaryota, Fungi, Basidiomycota, Agaricomycetes, Boletales, Suillaceae. Gene Ontology annotation, biological process: tRNA-type intron splice site recognition and cleavage; tRNA splicing, via endonucleolytic cleavage and ligation. The transcript is spliced from 5 exons. Gene Ontology annotation, molecular function: tRNA-intron lyase activity; nucleic acid binding. The coding region runs from base 1 to 1221 and encodes 406 amino acids. The record is from RefSeq and is a predicted model, not a curated record.
AUGUCGCUCAUCAACCCAACUUCCCGUUCCAAAGGGCCUUUUAAGCCCUCUUCGCGGCGUGCAGAAACCGCUAGAAUAUUUGCUCAUCCUCUCCCAAUUAUCUUUCCAGAGCCGACAUACACAUUCCUUGGACUCUCCCUGACCCGACCACUCAAUCCGCAUUCCACCGCACUGUUCGACCCUAUCACUCGCUCAGCUUGGGUCUCAAAUUCUGGCGAUGCAACCUUAUUAUGGCAGCGCGGAUUCUUUGGAAAGGGAGACCUGUCCAGGAGUGAGCCCAGCUGGUUGGCGAGACAGAUAAACGCAAGAAAAAUGAAGGGGAAGGGACUCACAUCCGAAGAGAUCACCGCAAAACGUCGUGCAGAGCGCAAGCAGUUCAAGCUCGAUCGUGCAAAGGCAAUUGCUGCUGCCGCAGCUGAAGCAGAGGCUACUUUCAAGGAAGAAGGUCGCGUUAUUGCGCCUGGUAUUGCGCCGGAUGGCACACGCGUAAUACCCUCUGCUGCGACCUGGAAACCAAUGUCUGCAUCCGUGCCUUUGGAACAGGCGUCUCCCGACGUAACAGCAGAAGAGAUACAAGAAGAGAUCGAGCCAAUACAGGAUGUCGAGCAUCUCCAACUCUCGCUUCAAGAGGCAUUUUUCCUCGUCUGGGCACUUGACUGCUUGACAGUCUUGCAUCUCGAAACCGUGUGUUUCCUUAUUCCCUCCUCGAAACUUAAUGUACCCUUUACCCUCGCUGAAAUUUGGAAUGCGUUCCAAAAUGCCCAUGUACCGUCAUUGGGUCCACAACUAAACGCACCGUCACCUCCACGUUUUGACAACCCUUUCCUCGUAUCUUACAUCGCAUAUCACCACUAUCGCUCCCUUGGCUGGGUUGUCAAAAGUGGCAUCAAAUUUUGCGUCGACUAUUUGUUGUAUAAGCGCGGCCCCGUAUUUCAGCAUGCCGAAUUCGCAAUUGUCGUCAUCCCCGUAUAUGAAGACCCCGAAGAUCAAGCAAACUCACCAUUCAAACUGCAGAACGCAGAGCCAUUCACGUGGUCAUGGCUGAGCACGAUAAACCGUGUCAAUUCUCAAGUUCAAAAGACGCUGGUCUUGUCGUACAUCACCAUACCUGCGGAGUCGCGGGUAUCUCCCAAAGUCCUCUCUUCGCCUGCGUGCUUUGCGCAUUACUCGGUGCGCGAGGUCGUAUUGAGGCGGUUCGUUCCGGCACGGAUGCGAGACUAG